CUGGAUGGGCUUUGAGGUCUCUUGCAGCCCAAACCAUUCGAGGAUGAUUCUACGGUGAUGAUCCUCCAGGGGAUUUCGCACCACUGAGGCCACACCUAGAGCGCUGUGUUCUGGGCUCCUUGUCCUUGUGCUUUGUUUCCCAGGAUCGCGCUUCCUGUGUGUGCCUGGAGAUGUGCGCCAGCUCAGGGCAGAGGGAACUGACGGGGCCCUGGGAAGACACUGACAAGCUCUCAGGGCCUGGCUUGAAGCAGCGCUGCCAAGGGUACAAGAGAAGAAGUGGUGGAUGGGGUGGCAUUGCAAUAAGCCCCAAGCACGCAGCCUCUCCCAGACGGCUCGAGCCUUCACUCCAGCUGAGCGUGUCGGCGAGGCUGGGAGUGCGGAGCGAGCCUUUAGCUCGGUGCUGGGCUUGUGCCCUGCCAAGUGGUAGCUGCAGCUCUUGGUGACGACCGCGGAGCUGCUGCAAGUUCUUCUCCGGCCGUGCUGGGUUCAGGCAGCCGGGGCAGCCAGGAGGAGCGCCGGCCGCAGCAGAGGUGAGCACUGCUUGUUCUCCUUGGGCUUUAUUCUCCUCUCUCUUUCUUCAUUGUUGAGUUCUAUUUCUUAUUAUUAUUGGAGAUAAGAAAACGUGAAGCUCUAGGGAAAUUUUGACUACAGUGAAUAUGAAAUUGUGGAGUUCAAGACCCUUAGGAUGGCAAGGAGCACACCUAUCAAAAACACUACUACUAAAAUGGGUCCAAGAAAGCUGGGGAGGGGCUCUUGAUCAAGGAGUGCAGGGAUAGGACGAGGGGGAGCAGUUUCAAUCUGAAAGAGGGGAGACUGAGAGCAGAUCUUAGGAAGAAAUGUUUUGCUCUCAGUGUGGGGAGACCUGGCCCAGGUUGCCCAGAGCAGUGGUGUGUGCCCCAUCCCUGGGGGUGUUCAAGGCCAGGCUGGAUGGGGCUGUGAGCAGCUGAAUCCAGCGGGAGGUGUCCCUGCCCCUGGCAAGAUCAGUUGGAACUGCAUGGCUUUAAAGUUUCUUCCAACCAAAACGAUUCCAUGGUUCCAUGAAGAUCCCCGAACCACGCACUGUGACAUCACAGCCCUCGCUGCUUAUAUUGCAGCACGCAGCCUCUCCCAGACGGCUCGAGCCUUCACUCCAGCUCAGCGUGUCGGCGAGGCUGGGAGUGUGGAGCGAGCCUUUAGCUCGGUGCUGGGCUUGUGCCCUGCCAAGUGGUAGCUGCAGCUCUCGGUGCCGCCCGUGGAGCCGCUGCAGGUUCUUCCCCGGCCGUGCUGGGUUCAGGCAGCCGGGGCAGCCAGGAGGAGCGCCGGCCGCAGCAGAGGUGAGCUGUGUGGGGAACCUUCCCCCUGGGGAGGAGGUGCAUCACUUGUUUUCUUUGGGCAUUGUUUUCCUCUCUCUUCCUUGUUUAUUGAGAUGUAUUUCUUAUUCUUUGUGAAAAUAAGAAAAUGAAAAGGUGCUCCACUCUGCUCUGCUCUGCUCUGAUGAGACCUCACCUGGAGCCCAGUGUUCAGUUCUGGAGCCCUCAGCACAGACAGGACAUAGAGCUCUUGUAGCAAAUCCAGAAGAGGCCACAAGGAUGAGUUGAGGGCUGGGGCACCUCCCAGAGGAGGACAGGCUGAGAGUUGGGCUUGUUCAGCCUGGGGGAGAGAAUGGUCCAGGAAGACCUUAGAGCAGCUUCCAGUACUGAACGGGGCUCCAGAACAGCUGGGAAGGGACUCUUGAUCAGGGAGAGCAGGAAUAGGAUGAGGGGGAACAGCUUGAAGCUGCUGGAUGGCAGGUUGAGAUGAUAUUUAGGAAGAACUAUUUUGCUGUGAGGCUGUUGAGGCACUGGCAUAAACUGCCCAAAGAAGCUGGGGAUGGCCUGAUCCUGGAGGUUUUGAAGGCCAGGUCGGAAGGGGCUUUGAGGAAAUGCUUCCCAUGGAAAGUGACCCAGGCCAUGGCAGGGGGGUUGGAAUUGGAUGAUCUUUAAUGUUCCUUCCAAAGUGGACCAUUCCAUGACUGUUUGUAUACCCCUGAGCCACACACCGUGGUACCCCUGACCACGCACUGUGACAUCACAGCCCUCGCUGCUUAUAUUGCAGCACGCAGCCUCUCCCAGACGGCUCGAGCCUUCACUCCAGCUGAGCGUGUCGGCGAGGCUGGGAGUGUGGAGCGAGCCUUUAGCUCGGUGCUGGGCUUGUGCCCUGCCAAGUGGUAUCUGCAGCUCUCGGUGCCGCCCGUGGAGCCGCAGCAGGUUCUUCCCCGGCCGUGCUGGGUUCAGGCAGCCGGGGCAGCCAGGAGGAGUGCCGGCCGCAGCAGAGGUAAGCUGUGCGGGGAACCUUCCCCCUGGGCAGCUGGGCACUUUUCCUUUGGGAUGGAUCUGGGCUUCCCUUCCAACGCUCCCUGCGCCAGCCCCUGACCAGGGCCUCUCUUCCUCUUCCAGCGGGACCCCCGUCACUGCAGCGUCACACAGGACGAGGAGUCCAUCCCCACGAGCUCUCCCAGACCAGCGCAGCACCUGUUGAGCAUGGCCAUGGAGGGGCUCUGCCCAAUCUGCGUCUACACAUGUGACAACGUCGCCUGGACCGUGCCAUGCCAUCACCGCUUCUGUCUGAGGUGCAUCCGGUCCUGGGCAGAGAGCAGGCCCCAGUGCCCCGUCUGCCACAGGAGGGUGACGGCCAUCCGGCACUCACUACUCGGGGAGCACUUUGAAGAGUUCCCUGUCACAAACCCUGCGGCAGCAUUGGGCAGCGCCCAAGACGAAGGACACGGAGGAGCAGAGGCACCACCAACACCCAGUGGACCCCAACGCCGGACUCGGGAUCCAGACUUUGUGGGCGGCCUUCCUGCCUCGACCUGGGGGCAUCUCUUCCGGCAGUACCCAGGUCUCCUUCGUCACCUGCGGCCCUGGCUGCACCGUGAGCUGGGGCACAUCUUUGAGGCAGAUCCUAAUCAGGCAGUCGGGCUGCAGGAGAUGAUCCUGAGCAUCCUGCCCGUGCUGGGACUGCACGAAGAGCGCCUGGAGGAGGAGCUGAACAACGACCUGGGCAGCCACACCACAGCAUUUGUACGAGGACUGAUUGACUUUACAGUGAAAGAGUGCAGGAGGGAAGCCUGCCACCUCCUGCACCACGGCACACCCCGUUAUGAUGGGGGCUUGGAAGACAGCCCCGGGCACGUCAUCUCCGCGUCCUUCACGAGGUGGCGCGAUCGCAGCCCUGUGGCCAGAACAACCUGGGCUGCCCACCAGGAGAGACGGCUCGGCAAUCUGGUGGCCAGAAACAGAUGCAGUGGCUUCCAAGAGCAAGGCAGGUCCGGCUUUGUAACCAGCACCACAUGGACUGUCUACCGACGGGAGGGGGAGCGCAGCCCCACGGCCACCACCAGCCCCUCUGGUUCUCAGCAUCAACGGGAGCGCAGCCCCAUGGCCACCACCAGCCCCUCUGGUUCUCAGCAUCAACGGGAGCGCAGCCCCAUGGCCACCACCAGCCCCUCUGGUUCUCAGCAUCAACGGGAGCGCAGCCCCAUGGCCACCACCAGCCCCUCUGGUUCUCAGCAUCAACGGGAGCGCAGCCCCACGGCCACCACCAGCCCCUCUGGUUCUCAGCAUCAACGGGAGCGCAGCCCCAUGGCCACCACCAGCCCCUCUGGUUCUCAGCAUCAACGGGAGCGCAGCCCCAUGGCCACCAGCAGCCCCUCUGCUCCCCAACGCCAAGAGGACCGCAGUCCUGUGCCCAGCUCCAGCGCCGCUGCCUCCCGCAGCCCUGCCCCACGACCAGCCCUCUCCAGAAGCGCUGACACAGUGGAGGAAGAAGAACUGCCUGUCAUCUCAGUCACUGACUUGUGGGGGUGUCCCGACUGUCCCCCCUCCAACCUCAAUCCCAUCCCAGGCUUGUACCAAGACCGGCACCCGAUGCCGUGGGCUGCUGGCGGUGGGGACUGUGCUUGGGGCCAGGCUCGGGCUUUUCGUCUCCAGGGCCCCGCUGACCCCUGAAGAAGGCGGCCAGUACUCCCAGGACUCUUCCUCACACACCAGGAAGCCACCCCGCCACCGAUGCUGGAAGGCGGCCCCGGCAGCUGGCAAAAGAAGGGCCUGGCCUGAAGCAGGGCCAUGCGCUGAGUCCCCUGGGAACCACAGGACUCUGCUCCUUCCUCCUAAACACAGUUCUCCCCCACAAUAAAGAUGUGAAAAUGAUUGCAGGAAGAGUCUGUGUUCAUAACAAUGCAGCUGCUGAUGUUCUCCCCACCCAGGCUGCUCAAUCUCCCUUUGCCAGGUGCUCGGCUGACCUUUUCCUCCCAGCUCCUGGGGAAAAGUUUUCUUUACAGGGAGGUUGUGGAGACUCCAUCCUUGGAGACACAAAACCUGCCUGGGAGGGGACCAAGUGGGGGCAGCAUCUGAUCCCAGGGGAAUCCCCCACCAUACAACACUGUGCUCAGCAAUAAAGCUGGGGGAAGAAGGAGGAAGAGGGGGAUGCUUAGAGUGAUGGCAUUUGUCUUCCCAAGCAACUACUGCGGAUGACGGAGCCCUGCAUCCCUGGCGUUGGCUUAACACCUGCCUGCCGACGGGAAGUGGUGAAUGAAUUCCUUGUUUCACUUCGCUUGUACGCGUGGCCUUUGCUUUAGCUAUCAAACCGUCUUUAUCUCCGCCCAUGAACUUUCCUCACUUUUCCUCUUCCAAUUCUCUCCCACAUCCCAUUGGGGGAGAGUGAGCGAGCAGCUGUGUGGUGCUUCGUUGCCAGAUGGGGUUGAACCGCAGCUCUUUGUUAUUUGGAUUAUCAAGUAUAGGAGUCUUGGGUCAUAAAUCA
Molecule: messenger RNA, 4776 nt
Organism: Cuculus canorus (common cuckoo)
Lineage: Eukaryota; Metazoa; Chordata; Aves; Cuculiformes; Cuculidae
Exons: 2
Coding region: 2499-3965 (488 amino acids)
Biological process (GO): protein polyubiquitination; protein monoubiquitination
Molecular function (GO): metal ion binding; ubiquitin protein ligase activity
Source: RefSeq, a predicted model, not a curated record